Messenger RNA from Pseudoliparis swirei, 3071 nucleotides. It is a transcript of the gene canx, whose product is annotated as calnexin. Gene Ontology annotation, molecular function: calcium ion binding. Gene Ontology annotation, cellular component: endoplasmic reticulum; endoplasmic reticulum membrane. The record is from RefSeq and is a predicted model, not a curated record. The coding region runs from base 86 to 2173 and encodes 695 amino acids. The transcript is spliced from 16 exons. NCBI's taxonomy places the organism in Eukaryota, Metazoa, Chordata, Actinopteri, Perciformes, Liparidae. Gene Ontology annotation, biological process: protein folding.
CGCGCUGGGGGGAGGCGGCUUGUGCCCUCCACUAUCCCAUGUGACGCUCCUCAGUCGUUCCCAGGCGGUCACAUCCGACGAGACUAUGGAUCAGAAGUUUGGGUUGUUCUUCCUCCUGGCAUCGGGCCUCCUCGUCCUCCUCAGCUUGUCCUCCGUCUCUCGGGCCGAGGGCGCCAUGGAGGACGACGUUCUGGGCGACUACGUGGACGUGGAGGACGAGCUGGAGCUGAGUCUCCCCGGAGCGGAGGAGGGGGAGCUGGAGGGGGAGCAGGAGGAGGCGCCCCCCAUCCCCAAGGCCCCGCCGAUACCCAAGGUGACCUACAAGGCUCCGGAGCCCAUGGGGGAACACUUCAUCGCAGAGUCCUUCGACCGCGGGACGCUGGACGGGUGGGUUCUGUCCAUCGCCAAAAAGGAAGACGCUGACGAAGACAUCGCCAAGUACGACGGUAAAUGGGCGGUGGAGGACAUGAAGGACAGCAAGCUCCCCGGAGAUAAAGGUCUGGUCCUGAAGUCUCGGGCCAAACAUCACGCCAUCUCGGCUCAGCUGCUGCGAACUUUCACCUUCGACACCAAGCCGCUCAUCGUCCAGUACGAGGUGAACUUCCAGAACGGCAUCGACUGCGGCGGCGCCUACGUGAAGCUGCUGUCUCAGACCGCCGACCUCGACCUGGACCAGUUCGUGGACAAGACUCCGUACACCAUCAUGUUCGGACCUGAUAAAUGUGGAGAAGAAUACAAACUUCACUUCAUCUUCAGACACAAGAACCCCAAAACAGGAGAGUACGAAGAAAAACACGCCAAGAAACCCGACUCUGACCUGAGGACGUACUACACCGACAAGAAGACUCACCUGUACACACUGGUGUUGAACCCUGACAACACCUUCGAGGUGCUGGUGGACCAGACGCAGGUGAACAGCGGCAGCCUCCUGACCGACAUGUCGCCCGCCAUCAACCCGGCCGCCGAGAUCGAGGACCCCGAGGACCAGAAGCCCGAGGACUGGGACGAGAGGCCCAAGAUCCAGGACCCGGCCGCCGCCAAGCCCGAGGACUGGGACGAGGACGCCCCCUCUCAGGUUCCAGAUGAAGACGCGGUGAAACCCGACGGCUGGCUGGACGAGGAGCCCGAGUACAUCGGAGACCCCGAAGCCCUGAAGCCAGAAGACUGGGACCAGGACAUGGACGGCGAGUGGGAGGCCCCCCAGGUGCCCAACCCGCUCUGCGAGAGCGCCCCCGGCUGCGGCUCCUGGAAGCGCCCCGUCGUCGACAACCCCAACCACAAGGGCAAGUGGAAGCCGGCCAUGAUCGACAACCCCAACUACCAGGGCGUCUGGAAGCCGAGGAAGAUCUCCAACCCGGCGUUCUUCGAGGACCUGCAGCCGUUCCGCAUGACGCCGUUCAGCGCCGUGGGGCUGGAGCUCUGGUCCAUGACCGCCGACAUCUUCUUCGACAACUUCUUCAUCACCGACGACCGCGCCACCGCCGACCGCUGGGCCGCCGACGGCUGGGGCCUGAAGAAGGCCGCCGAGGGCGCCGCCGACCCCGGUUUGGCGACUCAGAUGUUGAGCGCCGCUGAGGAGCGCCCGUGGCUCUGGGUCGUCUACGUGCUCACCGUGGCUCUGCCGCUCGUCCUCAUCAUCGUCUUCUGCUGCACCGGCAAGAGGUCGUCAGCAUCAGGUCAGGGUCAGUUGAGUCUCACCAGCUUACAGGAAGAGUUUAACGAAGCUGGACCCCCGAGCCGACCCGCCUCCUCAGGCCUGAAGAAGAGCCCGGAGACGCCGGCAGCCGAGUACAAGAAGACCGACGAAGCUCAGCCCGACGUGAAGGAGCCUGAGGCUGAGGAGCCUGAGGCUAAGGAGGCUAAGGAGGCUGAGGAGCCUGAGGCUAAGGAGGCUAAGGAGGCUGAGGAGCCUGAGGCGCCUGAGGCUAAGGAGGCUAAGGAGCCUGAGGAGGAGGAGGCUGAGGAGGAGGCUGAGGAGGAGGCUGAGGAGGAGGCUGAGGAGGAGGCUGAGAAGAGCAGUCCAGCUGCAGAGAAGAGCGACGCAGACGAGAGUCCUGCAGAGAACGAGGAGGAGGCGGAGAAGGAGAAGGAGGCGACGGGCGACGAGAAGUCGUCUGCAGAGGACGACAUUCUGAGGAGAUCUCCCAGGAACAGGAAGGUCAGAAAGGACUGAUAUCUCUGACUCCACAGCCCUGACCCCGCCCCCCCCUCCCUCCCUCCCCCCCCCUCUCGUCUGCUCCGAGGCGAUGAAGCCCACGUGGAUCCCCGUGGAGGCGGAGAAGCCGACAGGAAACUAAUCAAGACCUCCGACCAGUGGACGCCUGCUCAUGAUGAAGAUGAAGAUGAUUCCAGUGUGAACAGGACUGACUUAGUGUGAUUUAAAAGGAUUUGUUUUCUUCUUGUUUAUAAAAGAGAUUAAUUGAGAUUAACUAAAAAAAGAUAAACCUUCCAGCAUCAUUCCACCUGAGCGGGGCGGCGCCGCGUCCGAGAGCUGCUCAGCGGUUGGUCGCCGGGCGGCAGGCCCGUUCUCUCCACCAAUGAGACGCCGAGCCGAUCGAUUCUCCUUCUGGGAUGAACCCCAACGUGUCGCCGAUUAGCUCCAGAACUUAUACCACGAAUAUAAUAUAUUAUCCCACCCGCUGAUGAGCGUUGACAACGGGCCGCUAACACGCCCACCCGUAGUGUAAUUAGCCGCCGAGCCGCUAAUUGGCCGACUUAACAUUUGGCUCGUUAGCCGUCCUAGAUUUAUCAGCGUAGCUCGCGGUUAGCCGCCGUGCUAACGCUUUAAACGAAUGGCCACUGAACCCUUCGCUUCCUUUUCUCGUUCUAGUCGUUUUAGUUUCGUUGUGUUUCGUUGUAAUGCUGCGCCACACACAGCGCUCAUGUUUCCUCCGUAUUUCUGCUGUGUUGGGAUGUCCUGAUGGGGGGGUCAGAGGUCAAGAGGUCAGGGGUCAGAACCACCGAGCCGAAAGUGGUUGGAGAGACGGCGUUGGACUAUUAGUGUAGAUUUUGUUUUAUUUGUCCAAAGCUACACGACAGCAGCUCGCCGGCUCCUCUAGUCCAAUUAAAGU